CAAUUUAAAGGUGACGAGUUUUUGGAGCUUUACCAACGUCCUGCUUUUUAAGUGACACCUAAUUCUGAGCUUACCCACCAAGUUCAUCUCCGGAACAUCCUCAUUUGCCGAUUCUGUCUGCUGCUGCAGCCGCUGCUUCAACAGCAUUAUCCGAGUCGUUUUUGUGCCUUCUCAUUCUUUCCGGGUGUUGCGCGUAAAACCUGGAAGACAUUAUUGGGCCCUCCUAGCUGCCGUAUUCUUGCGAGAAUUUCACUGCUCAGGAUAAUGCUCAUCAAGCAAACUCCGUAGCCGUCGAAAAUUGAGGCUGUCCCGUCCUGUGUUGCUUUACUGAUACCGUUGCGAAUUUUGAGAUGGACCGGCGGUGGCCCUGGAAGAAAAAAUCAUCUGAUAAGGCAGUGCUUGAGAAAGCUGCUGCUGCAUUGGACUCUGUUAGUGCUCCUUCCCAGGGCAAUCAGGAUAAUUACAAAAAGCCAAACUAUGUUCAAAUUUCUGUGGAGUCAUAUACACAUCUGACUGGUUUGGAGGAUCAAGUGAAGACGUAUGAGGAAAAAGUUCAGACUCUGGAGGAUGAGAUCAAGGAGCUGGAUGAAAAGCUGUCAGCAGCAAAUUCAGAGAUGACAACCAAGGAAAACCUUGUAAAACAACAUGCAAAAGUAGCUGAAGAAGCUGUCUCUGGAUGGGAAAAGGCUGAAGCAGAAGCUUUGUCAUUGAAGAAUCAUUUAGAAUCUGUUACUCUUGCAAAACUCACUGCAGAGGAUCGUGCGUCGCAUCUAGAUGGUGCUCUUAAAGAGUGCAUGCGACAGAUAAGAAACCUGAAGGAAGAACAUGAAGAGAAAAUACAAGAAGUUGCUCUCUCUAAAACCAAGCAGUUGGACAAGAUUAAGGGGGACCUUGAGGCAAAGAUUGAUAACUUAGAACAGGAACUCCUAAGGUCAGCUGCUGAAAAUGGGGCGCUUUCAAAGUCCUUGCAGGAGCGCUCCAACAUGCUGAUAAAUAUAAGUGAAGAAAAGGCUCAAGCUGAGGCUGAGAUUGAGCUUCUGAAGAGCAACAUAGAAUCAUGCGAAAGAGAAAUCAAUUCGCUUAAAUAUGAACUUCAUCUUGUUUCCAAAGAGCUUGAAAUUCGCAAUGAAGAAAAGAACAUGAGCAUGAGAUCUGCAGAAGCUGCUAACAAGCAGCAUACGGAGGUCAAAAAAAUUGCAAAAUUAGAGGCAGAAUGCCAGAGAUUACGUGGUCUGGUGCAAAAGUUGCCCGGUCCUGCAGCACUUGCACAGAUGAAGCUAGAAGUUGAGAGUCUUGGCCGAGAUUAUGGAGAAAAUCGACUAAGGAAGUCUCCUGCCAAGCCUGCCAGUCCUCACAUGUCUCCUCUGCCUGACUUCUCCUUAGAGAAUGCACAGAAAUUCCAGAAAGAGAAUGAAUUUCUUGCGGAGCGUUUAUUGGUAAUGGAAGAAGAAACUAAGAUGCUCAAGGAAGCUUUGGCUAAACGUAACAGUGAAUUGCAGGCCUCAAGAAGCAUGUGCGCAAAAACCUUACGGAAGCUUCAAAGCUUGGAAGCUCAACAUCAAACAUGUAACCAGCAAAACGGAUCUCCAAAAUCCAUAACCCCGAUUACCCAUGAAAGUAUAUAUAGUCACAGUGCAAGCUAUGCACCAAGUAUAACCUCCAUAUCUGAAGAUGGAAACGAUGAUGCGUUAAGCUGUCCCGAGUCUUGGGCUACAGCAUUAAUCUCUGAGCUCUCCCAAUUUCGAAAGGAAAAGAAGACUGAGAAAUCAAGCAAACCUGAAUCCACUAAUACGUUGGAAUUAAUGGAUGAUUUCCUGGAGGUGGAAAAGUUGGCUCAUCUAUCAAACAAGUCAAAUGGAGAUACCUCUGCCUCAGUUUCUUCGAACAAGACAUCUGAAGUUGUGACCAAUGAUGUAUCACAUAUCAAUAAUGGCAGGGAUGAUUCUUCUGAUAAACAGAUUGUUUCAAAUUCAUUGUCAAAUCCGGAGACUUCUGCUCCAGAGUUAUCAGUACCUCAUUCUGGAUCUGAUGAUGGGUUUUCAUUUACAGAGCUUCAAUCAAGAAUAUUAUCAGUAUUCAAGUCCAUGCCUAAGGAUGCUGAUAAAGGAAGGGUCCUGGAGGAUAUUAAACAUAUUUUGGAGGAUGCACGAGACACUUAUGUCCAGCACCCUUCAGGUUGCAUUUCUCAGGCUGUUCCGCAGCUCCAGCCUUCUGAUUCUCCAUGUGAUAGGCAUGUUAAUCCUGAAGAUGCUGGCCUAAGUGUUGAAGAGGAUUCCACUUCAUCCCAGCAAGCAACAGAAUGUGUGCAGAUAACUUCAAAUAUAGAAGCUGCAAUUUCUCAGAUUCAUGACUUUGUAUUGUUCUUAGGCAGAGAAGCUAUGGCAGUUCGUGACACAUCGUGUAAUGUAGAUGGCAUGAGCCAAAAGAUUGAAUUCUCUGUCACUUUCAAUAAAGUUCUAUGCAGUGAAGCAAGUUUCGCAUUUGUUCUUGACUUGUCUUGUGUUUUAGCCAAAGUGAGUGAGUUCAGAUUUAAUGUCCUUGGCUACAAGUGUACAGAAGCUGAAACUAACAGUCCUGAUUGCAUUGACAAGAUUGCCUUGCCAGAAAAUAAGUUCCUCGAGGGUUCACCGGGAGAGAGAUCUCAAAAUGAUUGUUCUCAUAUUCUAAAUCCUCGUUCUGAUCCUGAGGUUCCUGAUGAUGGAAAUCUUCUCUCAGCCUAUGAACCAAGUGCUACAUUCAAAAAAUUCUCAGUGGAGGAGUUUGAAGAAUUGAAGUUACAGAAAGAGAAGGCAGCAAUGGAUCUGUCAAGAUGCACUGAAAGUCUUGAAAUGACGAAGUCUCAAUUACUGGAAACUGAGCAACUUCUGGCGGAAGCUAAAUCACAAUUGGCUUCUACGGAAAAAUCAAAUAGCUUGGCUGAGACACAGCUGAAGUGUAUGGCAGAGUCAUACAGGUCACUUGAAACACGUGCCCAUGAGUUAGAAACUGAGAUAAUUCAUUUGCGAGCUAAGACUGAAACUCUGGAGAAUGAACUUCAAGAUGAAAAGCGCGGUCAUGAAGAUGCUUUGGCCAAGUGUAAGGAGCUAGAAGAGCAAUUACCAAGGAAUGAGAGUUCAGCAGCUGAUAGUGACCAAAAGAGCAAGCAGGAGAGGGAUUUGGCGGCUGCUGCUGAAAAGCUAGCUGAGUGUCAGGAAACCAUUUAUCUUCUUGGCAAGCAGUUGAAAGCUUUGCAUCCUCAAACAGAGCAAAAUGGAUCUCCAUACAAUGAAAGAAAUGCAAAGGUCGAAGGCUUCCCGGAGUAUGAACCUACAACUAGCAGCCCAAAUUUGCAAGAAUUAGGUCAGGUCGAGUUGGAGAAUGCUACUUCUGCAUAUUUGCAGAAGUUGGGCGGGGGAUCGCCUCUGCACUUCUCCAGCACCGUCUACAAUCCAUCGGACAAUGAAGCAAGCCGUCCAGAUAGAUCGCCGGUGACCUCGAAACAUAGGCCAACGAUGUCAACCUCCUCAUCUGCCUCCUCCACUCCUACACCAGAGAAGCACGCACGAGGCUUUAGUAGAUUCUCAUCGAAGGGAAGGAACGGUCACUAAGCAUGCAGCUCGCAGGCUGUGAUAAUUCAGAUUUAAGACCAUAAGGUGACCA
Molecule: messenger RNA, 3639 nt
Organism: Neltuma alba
Lineage: Eukaryota; Viridiplantae; Streptophyta; Magnoliopsida; Fabales; Fabaceae
Product: filament-like plant protein 4
Source: RefSeq, a predicted model, not a curated record